Molecule: messenger RNA, 1014 nt
Organism: Penicillium longicatenatum
Lineage: Eukaryota; Fungi; Ascomycota; Eurotiomycetes; Eurotiales; Aspergillaceae
Exons: 1
Coding region: 1-1014 (337 amino acids)
Biological process (GO): secondary metabolic process
Source: RefSeq, a predicted model, not a curated record
AUGGUUUCCUUCAAAGAGAUACAAGGCUCCAACGCACUCAUUAACGAUGUCACAGCGCCCCGCAUCGCUAUUUUCAUCGGCGGUACAUCUGGAAUCGGAAAAUCCACAAUAAAAGCCCUAGUCGCAACCGGCACAAGCAUAAGAAUCUACCUAGUCGGACGCAAGUCUUCAUCGGAGCGCACGCAGUCCUUCAUCCUGGAAUUAAACGCCAUCAACCCCAAAGCAGAAAUCAUCUGGACAGAAGCCGAGGUCUCACUCCUCUCAGAGACCAAAAGAGUUUGCGAGCUUAUCACAAAGAAAGAAUCACGCGUCGACUUGUUAUUCUUUACAACGGGCUACGCACCAUUCGGUGCACGGAUGGAGACUACCGAGGGUAUAGAAAUUACUCAGAGUUUGGAAUACUACUCGCGAAUGCUGUUUGUUUUUCGUCUUCUCCCACUACUACGCGCGGCCGAAGCUCCCAGGGUUGUUAGCGUUCUUGGUGGAGGGUUGGAAAGGGGGAAUUUCGACUUGGAGGAUAUUGAUCUGAAGAGACCUGGGAAUUUCGGGCCUAUGAAAACUCAGAUGCAAUGCAUUACUAUGAAUACGAUGACUAUGGAGAGACUCGCGGGUGAAAAUCCCGAUGUGACUUUUGUCCACUCAUGGCCUGGGUGGGUGAAUACGGGCAAUGUGAGGAGGGGUUUGGAUCCCAAUUCGAUGAUUGGAUGGGUUGUUUGGUUAUUCCUUGAGCCUCUUAUUGGUUUGUUUUCGUUGAGCGGUGAGGAGUCUGGGCAACGACAUUUGUAUCAGUGUACUAGUGCUGCUUUUGGCGGUCGUGGCGUGCGGUGGAUGGGCAAGCCAGGCAUUAAUUCGCUGGGGCAGCAGGGGGAGCAGGGGGAUGGACUCUUUCUCGUGAAUUAUAAGUGUGAUUGUACGCCUAAUCUAGGGGUUUUGUCCUUGCUGAGAGGGAAAGCGACAGGGAAGAUUUGGAACCAUACACAAGAUGUUCUUCGCCCUUAUAUGCAGGAAGAAUGA